GGUUGUAGGUGGUGGAAAAGCAAAAGUGGAUAGAUGACUAAGGACAAAAGAGUCAGAAUUUAAGAAAUGUCAAACUACCCUUCCCUUUUCUGAGAAAAGCUAAAUCUUUAACUGACUUUUUGUGUUUUGUACUGAUUUACUCUCCCAAAAUGAGAAAAAAAAAUGACUAAAACAGGAAACUUUCAUUGGUGUUGAAGCAAUGAUACAAAGGUGGUUCUGGUUGAGGAAGAACGUUGCGGCAUGUCUCUUUUAAAGUUUAGAGGUAGUAUUUUGGGUCAGAAAAGUUGGGUUAAAAUCCCUGCCCUAUCGCUUUAAGCUGUGUGAUAAUGUAAAGUUUUUUGAGUUUGGUUUUGUAACCUGCUUUCACCCAGGUUUUCACCUGUGAAAGAAAAGAAAAGAAAGCAUUGUUGUCAUUAUGUGGGUGCUUUAAAUUUUCCUCGAAGGUGAAAUAACAUACUCUCUUAGCCAACUUCCAGCUCCAGACUUGGAUAUUUUGUUAAUGUAGUCUUCUUUUCAAGUCUGUCCUUUGUGUUUUCUCCUAUAGAUCUGGCAGGAAAAAAAGAAAGAAGCAACUGAAGAAUGAGAAACCAUACAGCAAUAACAGAGUUUGUCCUCUUGGGAUUGUCAGAUCACCCAAAGCUUCAGAUUGUGAUUUUUGUCUUUCUGUUCAUCACCUACAUGCUCAGCAUCACUGGGAACCUGACCAUUAUCACCCUCACCCUGCUGGAUUCCCAUCUCCAGACCCCCAUGUAUUUCUUCCUCAGGAAUUUCUCCUUAUUAGAAGUUUCAUUCACAACUGUCAGCAUCCCCAGAUUCCUGGGCACCAUUAUUACAGGAGAUAAAACCAUUUCCUUUAAUAACUGCAUUGCUCAGUUAUUUUUUUUAAUUCUCUUGGGGGUCACUGAGUUUUACCUUCUGGCUGCCAUGUCCUAUGACCGCUACGUGGCCAUCUGCAAACCCCUGCAUUACGUGACUAUCAUGAAUCGCAGAGUCUGCGCACUGCUUGUCUUCUCUUCAUGGCUGGCUUCAUUCUUACUCGUAUUCCCUGUGCUCAUGUUGCUGUUAAAGCUUGAUUACUGUAGAUCUAACAUUAUUGACCAUUUUACCUGUGACUAUUUUCCCCUGCUGCAACUUUCUUGUUCAGACACAAAAUUCCUAGAGAUGAUAGGUUUUUCCUGUGCUGUGUUUACUUUAAUGUUCACGUUGGCAUUAGUAAUUCUGUCUUACAUAUAUAUCAUCAGGACAAUUUUGAGAAUUCCUGGUACUAGUCAGAGGACAAAGGCCAUUUCCACAUGUUCUUCCCACAUGAUUGUCUUAUCUAUCUCUUAUAGUAGCUGUAUUUUCGUGUAUGUUAAACCUUCAGCAGAAGAGAGGGUGUCUUUGAGCAAAGGCGUAGCUGUACUAAACAUCUCAAUAGCUCCCAUGCUGAACCCUUUUAUUUAUAGCCUAAGAAAUCAACAAGUCAAGCAAGCUUUCAUGGACUUGGCAAGGAGGACUGUAUUUUUCACAAGCAAAUCAAAAGAUGUGGUGUCAUGAAUAGAGGCACACAGAAGGGCACUUUAAAAAUAAACAUGAAUUUUAAGUAUCCUGUUCAAAUCAAAAUGGCCUCCCUUUCAUUCAUUUUCUUGCAUUCUUUUUUUUUAUUUUUCUCUAGUAAUUCACAGGGAUAUUUGUUUAAUAUAUUUCUCAUCUCCCUAAAAUAAUUCUUUCAUAUCUUUCUGACUCCAUCUUCUUCUAGACAAUUUUAUUAACCAUAAUUUUUUCCACAAUAAUUAUUUUGA
This is a messenger RNA of Loxodonta africana (African savanna elephant), 1781 nucleotides long. Its product is annotated as olfactory receptor 6C1-like. The coding region runs from base 580 to 1536 and encodes 318 amino acids. The record is from RefSeq and is a predicted model, not a curated record. NCBI's taxonomy places the organism in Eukaryota, Metazoa, Chordata, Mammalia, Proboscidea, Elephantidae. Gene Ontology annotation, biological process: G protein-coupled receptor signaling pathway. Gene Ontology annotation, cellular component: membrane. Gene Ontology annotation, molecular function: G protein-coupled receptor activity; olfactory receptor activity. The transcript has a single exon.